Molecule: messenger RNA, 1743 nt
Organism: Mycotypha africana
Lineage: Eukaryota; Fungi; Mucoromycota; Mucoromycetes; Mucorales; Mycotyphaceae
Exons: 2
Coding region: 242-1318 (358 amino acids)
Source: RefSeq, a predicted model, not a curated record
ACCGUCGGAUUGUCGCCGAUGAAAUUUCAAAUACAAAAUAGCCAUUUUGGGUGAAUGAAAAAAAAAACCCUAAAAAUAACAUAUCAACUGGUUCUUUCUAUUGCAUCGAAGAUUCGCUCUUCUUCUUCUUCCCUUUUCCCUCGCAUACUUUGAACAUACCCUUUAUACCUACAUUAGAGUAUCUCUUCUCUUAGACGCUUGUAGAUAUUAUAUUGUUGUAUUUACAUAUCACAAACCUUCAAUGAUUUCGGUUAUACCAACCACUUCUUACCUGGAAAGCGUAAGUAGCACAUUGUCAAUCCCAUCACGGACAUCAUGCAUUACAAUACCUACCAUCACCGAUUUAGAGGGACAAAAGCAUCUUCGAAAACGACAGGAGAGGGAUGAAGAUGAUGAUGACGAUAGUGUUUUGAUAAAACCUACCCAUAGCGUCGUACAUGUAACCGUUACUGCGGCUGGUACCGUAGUCUAUACCCAAACAUACACUUCUUAUUCUUAUGUCAAAAGCUAUAUACCUGCCAGUCCUUCAGCAACUAGUUAUUCCAACGAUCACAGUAGUAGUAACGGAUCAUCAACAUCAACUCAAACUCAUGCGUCAAAAAAUAGCUCUAAUCUUGGUGCCAUUAUCGGUGGAACGGUAGGCGGUGUAGCAGCCAUUGCUCUGGUGGGUCUAUUAUUUUAUUUGGUACGUCGACAUAAACGGAAAAAAAAUAGUCAAGAUAAUAUGUUGUAUGACGAGGACGAUUCGUAUUAUCGGGGCCAUCAGCGAAAUAAUGCCGCAACCGGAGAAGAAUUGAUAGAUGAUGAUGAAAAAGACGAUGGUUGUGGUAGCACAAUCGGCGUAGGAAGUACUGUGCCACCCACACCCAGGCAUUUAGUAGCACCGCUCCAGCAAUCAUCACUGACAGCAAUCACAGGAGCUUCAAUAUCAACACAAGGAAAUGUCAUAGGUGGCACUAAUCGCGAAGAAAAUGGAAGAGAAUCCAAAUAUUAUCCUUCAACAACGCUAGAUAAUGGAUACUAUGCGAAUGCUCUUCACCCCAUGCCUUAUUACUCUGCAACUAAUAGUGUCGUUUCUGAUUCUAUGCCCUCAAGUACCAUGGAAAAUAGUCAAUACAACGGUACAACUGGAGAUUUGAAUCCUCCGCCGAUGUCAUAUACAGGGUACUUGCAAGUGCCAAAUGCAAUUGAUUUUCAUGUCAAUGAGAUUGUACCAUAUCAACAGAACACCGAUCAUACCAAUACAGUUAGACAUGUACCGCACUUGAAAGAUGAUAUCACUACCACGAUUGCUGAACCGCCUCAUUCUAAAGACUAAUUAUUGCUCCAGGCUUUAAAGAGAUACUGUGGCAAAUCGACCUUAACAGGUUUUUUUCUUACUUUUUUUUGGAAUUUGAACUCAUGGAUACUUACGCUACUUAUGUAAAAAGCAUUCCCUUUCACUUGUACAUUGAAAUCUUCGUAUCGUCCAUGUUAUAAUUAACUCGCGCUCAUAAUAACUUAAUGAUCUGUUAAGAAAGCUUGAUUGCCGUAUAGAAUAAUAAAGGUGCCAUCCUUUUCUAUUGUAUCUUCUAGAUACGAUAGUAUUAGAUUAAUUCUGCUUUUGAGAGUAAUAUUACUUUGACUGUUUUCCUUGAAGCACUCUGUUACAAUGAGCCUGAGCUAAAAUAUUCAUUAUGCAGCAAAAUAAUUGUACAAGCAUGCCACAGCGAUGUUUUAUAUCAUUAAGGGAAAAAGCAAUAG